This is a messenger RNA of Penicillium nucicola, 1194 nucleotides long. Its product is annotated as tRNA maturation protein LHP1. Bases 1 to 1194 code for a protein of 397 amino acids. Gene Ontology annotation, cellular component: nucleus. The transcript is spliced from 3 exons. The record is from RefSeq and is a predicted model, not a curated record. Lineage: Eukaryota; Fungi; Ascomycota; Eurotiomycetes; Eurotiales; Aspergillaceae. Gene Ontology annotation, biological process: RNA processing. Gene Ontology annotation, molecular function: mRNA binding.
AUGGCUGAGGAACAGAAGACCCCCGUCGCCAACAUUGAGGCAGAGCAGGAUGUCCAGAAUGUGCUUGCUGAGCUGAAGGAAAGCGCCGCUUCCGAGAAGCCCACCGAGGAUGCUGAUGAAGCUCGCAUUGUCGCCGAAGCUGCCAAGCUCGGUGAGAAGUCUGAGCAGUCUGAGGAGAAGGCCGCUAAGCCUGAGCGUGAAACCCGCAGCUUCCAGCGCGGUGGUCGCUUCAACCGUGGUGGCGCCCGCCAGAACAACGCCAAGUUCGAUCCCUCCAGCCAGGAGCAGACCGAUGACCCUGUUCAGAUCCGCAAGCAGGUCGAGUUCUACUUCUCCGACUCCAACCUCCCCAUGGACAAGUUCCUGCUCUCCAAGGUCGGCGGCAGCGCCAACAAUGCUGUUCCCCUUGAGCUCCUGCACUCUUUCAAGCGCAUGCGUCGCUUCCAACCUUUCAGCGCUAUUGUCGAGGCUUUGAAGACAGCCGAGACCGUCGAGCUUACCGAGAACGACACUGCCAUCAAGCGCAAGGUUCCUCUCCCCGAGUCGGUUAACGAGCACGACACCAGCGCCGUCAAGGUGUAUGAAGAUGCCACCAUGGCCCGCAGCAUUUACGUCAAGGGCUUCGGUUUCGGCGAGGAGGAGCCCACUACUCAGCUUGACAUCGAGGCACUCUUCGCCCCCCACGGCCCCGUCAACGCCAUCCGUCUCCGUCGCACCGUCAACGACCGCACCUUCAAGGGUUCCGUCUUCGUUGAAUUCGCGGAUGAGGACAAGCAGAAGGCCUUCCUCGCUCUCGAGGAGAAGCCCCAAUACAAGGACAAGGAGCUGACCUUCAAGAGCAAGAAGGACUACUGCGAUGAGAAGAUCGAGGAGAUCAAGGCUGGCAAUGUUUACCCCAGCCAGGGACGCAACAACAACAACAACUCUCGUGGAGGUCGUGGAGGUCGCGGAGGUCGUGGUCGCGGUGGCCGCGGUGGUCGUGGCCGUGGCCGUGGUGGUCGCGACAGCGGUGACCGCAACGAGCGUGACUGGCGCGAGCGCCGCACUGAUGACCAGAAGAACGGCUUCGACGCUCCUCGUGAGGCCCAGAAGGAUUCUCGUGGCGUUCCCGUUGUGCAGAGCACCCAGAAGCGCUCCCGCGAGGAUGAGGGUGGUAACGACCAGCCCGCCAAGAAGGUUGAUGCCAAGGAGUAA